Molecule: messenger RNA, 612 nt
Organism: Closterium sp. Yama58-4
Lineage: Eukaryota; Viridiplantae; Streptophyta; Zygnematophyceae; Desmidiales; Closteriaceae
Source: the annotation of a GenBank genome assembly
AUGGCGUCUCGCCUUCUAUCUGGCGCGGUCCUGCUCCUUUUCUACGCGCUUUGCGUGGCUGCGAAGACCGAGAAGGAUGUGACUCAGCUUCAGAUCGGCGUGAAGGUGAAUUCAAGGCUCUUUUCGGCACCUGUUCCCGCGCGUUUUCUCGCGUGUCCCUAUUUGCCCCAAGGACUGUCCGCGCAAAAGAAUCUCGAUACUGUCAAGGUUCAUUACAAGGGCACGCUCACCGAUGGCACGAAAUUCGACUCCAGCUACGACCGCAAUGACCCCUUCGAGUUCCGCCUUGGCAUGGGCAACGUGAUCAAAGGGUGGGAUAUUGGCAUCCUGGGCAUGUGCAUUGGCGAGAAGCGCAAGCUCAAAAUCCCGCCCCACAUGGGCUAUGGCGAGAACGGCUCUCCCCCCAAGAUUCCAGGUGGAGCAACACUCAUCUUUGAGACGGAGCUGGUGGAUAUAGUGGAUGUGCCCGAGGAGGAGGAGCCUGAGGAUGAGGAUUUCAAUGACGAGGACAUUGACGAUACGGACCCCCAGGGGGAGGACGAUGAUGACGAUGAUGAGGACUUUGAUGCUGACGAUGACUUUUACAAGAGGGACGAUGAUGGCGAGCUGUGA